This is a messenger RNA of Bombus terrestris (buff-tailed bumblebee), 3261 nucleotides long. RefSeq names its product cytosolic carboxypeptidase-like protein 5. Gene Ontology annotation, molecular function: zinc ion binding; metallocarboxypeptidase activity. The record is from RefSeq and is a predicted model, not a curated record. Bases 548 to 2512 code for a protein of 654 amino acids. Gene Ontology annotation, biological process: protein deglutamylation; proteolysis. Lineage: Eukaryota; Metazoa; Arthropoda; Insecta; Hymenoptera; Apidae. The transcript is spliced from 11 exons.
UAAUAGGAAAAAAAUAAUUAAAAAAGAAUGUUACGUUACAUAACGUAUAAUGAAAAAAUAGAUUUCCACGGUAAGGUAAUAUUUUGGAAAGUCAAGCGAAUUUCCAUAUUAAUCUCGAGUGUGAUUCAAUGGACAAAGAUUAAAACUUUACUAACAUAUUACUGAAUACGUCAAGAAGAGUUUAAAACAAUUGAAAAUUAGUGACAUCCGUCAUUCUAUCAUAAUUAUUAAAUUCGAGAUAUGGGAAAACUAUUGAAGUCGUAAACAUGUUUGCAUUAGGUACAACAAUGGUAUUGGUGGAAAUAUUACGUGAAUGUAACGUAUCACAUAUCUUUUGAGCGAAAAUAAAUGUAAAAAGGUGUUUAUCUCGAUUCUGAAAAUAUAUUAAUUGUUUCGUAAUAUAAAGGGCGGACUUUCUUUAACUGGAAAUCAUAACGAUUUCGAGAUAACUGUCAAACAUGACUUUUUUAAUAUGAAAGUAAUGCUACGAAUGAAGAAAAUUGCAUUUAAUAUCAGAGAAAACAACCUUAUAACCUUUUGACACAUCAUGGCAAAUCCAGGUGACUCUAUUAUGUGUGGUGGUUUCUCAUUUUAUAAUAAUUUUGAUUCAGCCAAUUUAGCAAAAGUUGAACUAGUAAAAGUGCCAGAGACUUUUGAAAAGGAUGCAUGUGAAAUAGAGAAUAAAUCAAGCAGAAGCUCUAAUUCAGAAGAUGCUACAGAUUAUGAGUUUAACUUAUGGACAAAACAUGAUUGUCAUGGAACACAAUAUCAAAAUAACAACAGAACAUGGUUUUACUUCGGCGUUAAAGCUAGUACUCCAGGAGUUUAUAUAAAAUUCAAUAUAAUUAAUUUGAAUAAACAAGUUAAAAUGUUUAGUCAAGGAAUGUGUCCAGUUUUUAAAGUUGUACCUGGUCAUCUGCAUUGGGAAAGGAUCCGUGAUAAACCUACCUACACUUUGGAUCAAAAAGGAAGUGAUUUUACAUUGUCAUUUGUUUAUUUUGCUCCUGAAAAUCCAAAAGCUAUAACAUAUUUUGCAUUCACUUACCCUUUUUCUUACACCGAUCUACAAAAUUAUUUAAGAAGAGUCGAAGCAAGAAUAUUAAAGAGAAGUAUAACAUGUGCAGAUGAUGUUUAUUAUCAUAGAGAAUGUGCAAUAAAAUCUUUAGAGGGACGGAGAAUGGAUCUAAUAACAAUAAGCUCAUUUCAUAACAUAUCAGCGGAGAGAGAAGAUAGACUGAAUAAUAUGUUUCCUGAAAAAACUGAGGAAAGACCUUUUAAAUUUUGGAAUAAAAAAGUAAUUUUUAUUAGUGCGAGAGUCCAUCCAGGAGAAACACCAUCUAGUUUUGUUUUUAAUGGUUUCCUUAAUUUUCUGGUAAAUCGCGAUGAUAACAUUGCAAUUAAUCUUCGUCGCCUUUAUGUGUUCAAAUUGAUACCAAUGCUCAAUCCUGAUGGUGUAGUUAGAGGUCAUUACCGAAUGGAUACUAGAGGAAUAAAUCUCAAUAGAGUCUAUCUCAAUCCUUCUUUAAAAGAUCAUCCAACAAUAUAUGCUGCAAGAAAUUUGAUAAGGUAUUAUCAUCAUACAUAUCAGCUGCCAAAAGAGGACGAGAUUUCAAAUAUGUGUAUAGGAAACGGCGAAAAUACAUUAACUGUUAUUGAUUCCUCUUGUGCAAUUGCAAAUAUAGUACGCGAUACAACGACGAGAUUACUCCAGCAGGUAACACUUAUGUCUUUAGACGAAAAGCGUAAAGAUCAACCGGAAAUUUUUCAGGAAUGUGCAUCACCAAAAACAGAAUUGGAUGACAUACCUCAGGGUGGAGGAGAAGGCGUGUGUAAUAAAGCAGAAGAAAGUAAUAAUUCUGUAGAACUUAAGUCUGAUAAAAAGACUUAUACAGCUAUUGGUAUAGGACAAUUACCCAAAGAAGACUCUGGAUUAUAUUUAUAUAUUGAUCUUCAUGGUCAUGCUUCGAAAAAGGGUGUUUUCAUGUAUGGCAACUACUUUGAUAACGCAGAGGACACAAUAAUGUGUAUGCUUUUACCAAAAUUAAUGUCCAUUAACAAUCCAAAUUUUCAUUUUACUUCGUGCAAUUUUACAGAAAGAAAUAUGUAUAUUAUAGAUAAGAGAGACGGUAUGUCAAGGGAAGGAUCGGGUCGAGUGGCUGUAUAUAAACUCACUGGACUGAUACGUAGUUAUACUCUUGAGUGUAACUAUAAUUCUGGACGUUUAGUAAAUUCAAUACCUUCAAGAAUUCGUGAUGGUGUGAACAAAACCGUAACACAUAUGUUUGUUCCACCAAAGUAUACUCCAGCAGUUUUCGAAGCGGUUGGAGCAGCAUUAGGUCCUUCAAUUCUUGACCUGACAAAUAAUAAUCCUAACAGUCGACUGCCAAAUAGCCAAUAUCGUUCUUUAAGAGGUGUAAAGUCUUAUUUAAAAUUAGCAUAUGUGAACAAUGUUUCCUCGCCAAACGGCAAAUCUCUACAUAAGACAAUUUUUGACGCACUAUGCUUCUGGUGACAAUAGAUAAGUGCACUUACACUAAUACUACAUGCACUUGUGAAUUAUUUUGUGGAUGCGAGUAGUAGUAAGAAAUGCACACAUGUGUGAUUAAUGAUAUCUAUUUCUUUAGCAAAAAAGCAGAACAUAGUGAUUUAGAUGAUUCAACUAUAAAUCUCCGGCUGAUGGAGUCUUUUUAAAAAAAGAUGUGCAGAUUUUUAAACUAGAAUUUAGUAUCUCAUAAUUAAUAAAACGAAUGACAAUAAUUGUAAAUGUCUUUUGUAAUAAAUUUGUUGUUUAUUGCUCAUACAAUUUAAAAUGACAAAAUUAUAAAAUUAAUUGUUUUAUGUACUUCCUUGCUUUUAAAGGAAAAGAUACAAAAUACAUGUGUCUGUUAUGAAAACAAGUAUGAAUGUGUGUUGUACUGUCACAUAAAAUUACUAUUAAAGAUAAAUAUAUGUAUUGUAUAUAUUCUCAUAUAUAGCAUGAUAUAUAUAUAUAUAUAAGAAUCGUGGUACAUAUUUAUAUAUAUAUAUAAAUCAAGCUACCAUGCUUAACAAGCAUAAGAGAACUUAUAUACUACUUAUUGUCAUGUUUCUCAUUACUUAAUGUAAGUGUUGUUACUGAUCAAAAGGAGUGUUAUGUAUAAAUUCACAUAUACAAGUUUUUUAAUGUAUCCUAUUCUACACAUAUAUGUACACACACAUGAAUACAUAUACAUGUCCUAUUGUUUUAAUAAAUCUACAGUAUUUUUAGCAAUAAUUUAUUUA